AGUCGAUCUGUGCCGAUCGACUUCAGGUUUACACACAACUACCAGGGGUACCUCGCUAUGUCUUUUGGGCGGCCACCCUCAAUAUCAUCUGGAUUUCAAGUGAACCCACCAGAUCGUGGUUCGUUCCCGCUGGACCAUUAUGGAGAAUGCAAGGAUUACAUGCAGGUCUAUCUCGAUUGUUUGCGCAAGAAUGGGAGUAAUUCGACACCAUGUCGUCAUUUGAACCGUGAUUACCUAGAUUGUCGGAUGAAAAAUGGACUAAUGGACCGAGAUGACUGGCGAAAUUUGGGUCUUUCCAAUCUGCAAGGGGACCCUGCCACGGCUGUGACAAAGGACAAAGACAAACCUAGUCAAAAAUGAUCCCGUUCAUUAUGCUUGUACAUCUACCUAUGCUAUCAGGGUUUUGCUGUGUAAUGUUCGACUAUUGUGUCAUCUCCUGUGAAGACCGUGACUGACACAAUAUGCAGAUAGCUUUCAUGUGUGGUGAAUCAUAAUGUUUCCCUUCCCCUGACCUAUGGUCGUAAAUCUGUAAUUACCAUUGUUUCGUUGAUUUACUCGAUAUUUCACACGAAGGAAGUUUAACAAGCUAUGCAAUG
Messenger RNA from Somion occarium, 596 nucleotides. The record is from the annotation of a GenBank genome assembly. Lineage: Eukaryota; Fungi; Basidiomycota; Agaricomycetes; Polyporales; Cerrenaceae.